AUGAAUAGUCUGAUUCAAAAGAACUUAUCACAUUCACAACUAUCAAAUCUUCAUCGAGUCGAAAUAGACGAGAAGAAGAGUGAGAGUUCCAUUCUACGUCGACUCACACAAUGGUUACACGCCGUCAAACGAUGGAAGCAGAACUCUGAAGGAGAAGAUGGAGCAGUGUUUGGUAACAAGAUAAUUACUAAUAAAAACGAAAUUAUGUGUAUCGAUGAUAUUCCAUUUGUUAUUCCAAGGCAAUUAAAUGAGUGCAAUCAAGAGCCAUCGCCAGAUUUUGAGCGAGCAAGAUUACUCAUUCGUCGAAUGGAUGAAUAUCUCGUCUCACCUGAAGAUCACGAUGAAGCCAAACGACAGCGUCAUGAAGACACAUCAUUUGGUUUACGAGCAUUAGCAGCAGCUGCUAACGCCAUUCAAAAAGUCUCCUUUCGAGAAGUACUUAGCGUUGAUGAAACUCUACCGAUUGCUGCUCGACGUCUCUCGGAAGAACAUUCAUCUGUCGAUAAUCUUCUACGUCAAUCGGAAAAAAUCGAUCCAAUCACUAACUUUCAAGAAGUACAUGAUUUCAUUGAAUUCAACGAAGCACUUGUCCAACAUCGUAAAGAUCUUUUAACCAAGGAAGCACAUCGACCAUCCGAUAUGCUCUACUUGAAAUUUUGUCUCAUGUUAGAAAUCCAGCGCGAUGAAAAUGAAAGUUGUUUACGAAUAUUACUCCAUGAUAUUAUCUUCAAGUUUCAUCUCUAUGAUUUUCGUUUACGUUGUGAGAUACAUGUACGAAAACCGAUCGAAAAUGAGCUAGUUAUCGAAAAGCAUGUACAUGAUUCGGACCUCAAAACGGAUUAUUCGGCCCAAUUGGUUCUUUGGGCGGCCGAUUGGAUCGCCCAACAAGAAGUUGAACUGUACAUUGUGAUGAAAAUCGAAACGUUAUCUAUGAAUAAAUAUAUAGGCGCGAAAUUUUGGGAUAUGGCACAUCUACACGUGAAGAAUGUUCCGCACGGGGCAUCGAGAAUCUUUUUACGAGAGAUUAUACCAGUUUCUCGACCGCAUAAAAUCUUGUCACGUGGAAUCAAUGUAGGUCAAGUAGAAAUCGAAGCCGUUUAUUCGCCUGAUAAACAUCAAUUAACUAUCCAUAUCAUCAGAGUUAGCCAUUCACAAGCGGAAAAAUUGUUACGCGAGCCUGAAACGUAUGUUGAAGUGAUUUUUCAAGGUCCAUUUGAUAUAUUUGACAUCAAACGAACGAAAUUUGCUGAACGAUCAUUGAAUCCGAUAUUUAAUGAAGAAUUCCUCUUUCAAAUUCCAGAAAAGACAGCCAUUAGUGAUGUGACAGUCGAUUUGCUUUUUCUUGAAAAAGUUACUCUUUCUCACAAUCCAGCAAUUCUGGGUGUCGUCACGCUAUCGAAGCAUACCGAUUGGUUUCCAGUCAGGAAAUUUUGGGCUGAUUUGGAGGAAAAUCCGAAUGUUAAACUGAAAAACAGCUUUCUGUUUGAAGGAAAUGUUGAUGAGUGA
Adineta ricciae is the source of this 1506-nucleotide messenger RNA. The record is from the annotation of a GenBank genome assembly. NCBI's taxonomy places the organism in Eukaryota, Metazoa, Rotifera, Eurotatoria, Adinetida, Adinetidae.